UCACAGCUUCUCCAUAAAUUAAAACCCUAGAAAUUCUCUUCAUCUCAAGCCAUUAGCAUUUUACAAAUCCAAUUUUCUUCCGAAAGAACAGUUUUUCUUGGUGUCAUUUUUAUAUAAAUUAUAUACGUGUAUUGAUAUAAAUAUAUAUAUAAUUAACAGAUCAAUAUAAUUUAGGAAUACUGUAUUGUUUUGCUUAGAUUUGUAUUAAUUUGUUUCUGAUUCUAACAAUUGUGUGCUUUUGUUUCUGGGAUUAGGGUUUCUCUCGUUUCUGUUUUGGAACUAGGGUUUUCACCAUCUUUUUGGUUGAAAGUUUUGGUGUCCAAGUGACUAUUUGCACUGGUUUGUCUAAGUGAUUUUUUUCACUUGGCGGCUAAGAUGUCGGACUACCCUGUGCUUGAUAAUCGUCCAAUUAAUAAAUGGAAAGUAGCAGAAUUAAGGGAUGAGCUUAAGAGGAGGAACUUAACGACAAAAGGUUUGAAGGAUGAUCUGGUUAGACGAUUAAAUGAAGCUAUCUGCAUAGAAAUGGAAGCUGCUGCAGUUAAAGAGAGUAAGGAUGAUGAUCGUGACAUUGAUCCUGCCAGUGGUCUUGAAGAUACUGAACCCGAGCCUGAUCCUGUUAAAUUGGUUGAUGAUGUUCUGGAGCAUCCCCCAAUUGAAGUCACUCAUGGUUCUGAACAUAUUACUGAUGCUACAUGUGGUCUUGAAGAAGCUCAACCAAAUAGCAAUCCUGAUAUAUUGGUUGAUAACGUUCAGAAGCAAAAACAAGAUGAAUUUAACAGUAUUGACAGUGAUGUUGCUAGGGCCACCACCAAGAAUUGUCUUGUUGGAAUAGACCAGAACAAAGUCAUGGAUGAGGUUGCAACUGGAGGUAAUGAUGAUGUUCUGAAGCAUCACCAAAAUGAAGUUAACGAAAUUGAUGGUGAUGCCAGUGCUAGCACCAAGAAUGCUCUUGUUGAAAUAGACCAGAAUAAAGUCUUGGAUGAGGUUGCAACUGGAGAUACUGCUGCUGGAGAAUCAGACCGUUUGGAGGCACCGGUUGGUAGCACUAGUGUUAUAAAUGAGAUUGCAUCUAAUAAGGAACACAAGGUUAUUGAUUCUUCUCAGGAUGAUUAUGUUGCUGAUGGGGUAUCUGAAGUCUGGGAUGGUUCUAUUCCAGUCAGUAGCACUAGACAGGAUGUUGAGGAUAUGAAAAUUUCAUCUUAUGAGGGAGUGCUUGAGGACAACCUUAGGGGACAAGAAAAUGAUGUGGAGGUAACCCCAGUAACAUCAGAGGAAGCAUUGAAAAACCACAGCAUUAAGUUGGAUAAUGAGGGUCUGAAACUCUCAGACAUGGAUGCUGAGCCAGAUAUGUCCAAUCCAGCCACUCAGGUAUAUGAGGUCAACCCUAAUUUAGGGUCUCAAGUAAAAUCUGACUCAUUUUCUACUGAUACUUUGACCAUUAAUGAAAAUAAAGAUUUAAAUGAUAAUUUGAAUGCUGAUAAUGUCAAAUUAGAAACUGAAGUUGUUAGGCAAGAGAUGGAGCUGCAGUCAUCCAGCAAAGACCUAUCAGGUGUUGGUAGCUCUCAUCCAUUGGAUGGUCAGAUGCCACAUGAGAUGCAGGGUCUUGUUGGAGAAACUGAUGAUGACAAAUCUUCAGAUGUGAAAUUUAGCAUGAAAAAUGACAAUGCAGAUCAGGUUUCUGUUGACGUUUCCAAGGUAGAGCAUGAUUUCGAGAGUAAGACUCCAAAUAAUAGUGAGCAACCCGAUAUACAGUUUGAAAAAGCUAGAACUUUAGGUGAUGUUGAAGAGCCUAGUUUGUCACCCAUGAAAAUUGAGGCAUCUGCGGAAGAUACACACGAUCUUGCUGUUUCUGGUGAUGAUAGAAAAGAUUUUAGCAAGAUAGCCGAUGUAGUGGAUGGUGAGAAUAUGGAAAAGAUUAACUUGGAUCAGUCUUCUGCUGAUGAUUCCAUGGAGGAGGAUGUAGUAGAGACAAAACAUGUGGAUUUUGAUCAUAUUUCUAAGAAAGAGAAUGACAAGACUGAUGAGUUUAUUACGGGAAUGACAGAAGAGCCCAAAGUUCGACCAAGUGGUUCUUCUGAUGCAAUGCAGCUAGACAUUCCUUCUGAGAAGGUUGCGUCUCAAGAAACUAAAGAUAAGUCUCUUGCUUUGUCAGAGAAGAGAAAGUUUCAAGAUGAAGCAGGAGGUGGGAGUAAAGAGCCUGCAAAAAGGCAGCGUAGAUGGAACACUGAGAAGACUGCUGAACCCCAAAAUUCUAGUAUUGCUUUAACAAAGAAGGUUGUUCAGCCCACUCCUAUCAAACCCAUCCUUGGCAGGACUAACUCUACAGUUGGUGGGGAUUCACCCAAGGAGCGCUUUGUACCAAAGUCUUCAAAAACAGCCACUACUUCUCUCAAAAUUGAGAAUUUCUUGCGGCCUUUUACGCUGAAAGCUGUGCAAGAGCUCCUUGCAAGGACUGGUGAAGUCUGCAGUUUCUGGAUGGACCAGAUAAAGACCCAUUGCUAUGUCACGUAUUCUUCGGUAGAAGAAGCCACAGAGACCAGAAACGCGGUGUACAAUCUCCAAUGGCCACCAAAUGGUGGUCGUCUCCUGGUUGCAGAUUUUGUUGAUCCUCAACAGGUGCAAACCAAGAUAGAGGGUCGGGAACCUGCUUCUCCACCGAAAGUUACCAGUCCUGCUGUGCCUGCUUCAUCCUUUGUUCAAACACCACCUGCUCAGCAGCAGGGUCGCAAACAACAAGCUGAGUUGGAACAUUCACUCACACGCCAGCCACCUCCUGCUCCUCCUAGUGCUCCUCCAACAAAAGAGAUGCUGCCUUCACCUGUUGCUGAUAAAAAUGAUCCCCCUAUUGUUACUUUGGAUGACCUCUUCAGAAAGACCAAAGUCACUCCCCGUAUCUAUUAUUUACCGCUGACAGAUGAAGAAGUUGCUAAAAAGCUUGCCAUUAGGGGAAAUGCUAAGCCUUGAGAUAUUAGGUAAAUAAAGGGGCAUGUUAGAUGGAUCUGUAGAGUGGUGUUCUAGUGUAAUGCUGAAAACUGCAAGUUUGCCCGCAUGAAGAAGUUGCAGUCUAAUUUGUAGGCGAGUAGUGAGUUUCUUGAGGCUCGUUGAGACUUUCCUUUCUUUUCUAUUUUUGGUUUGUUACUGUUUGCAGACUUUGGUUGCUACUAGGUGCAAGUCUUAACUGUAUUUUGCUUUGGUUUGAAGAUACUUCUGAAUGUGCAGAUUAUAAAGAAUCUGUGUUAGUCUGACUUCUUUCUUUAUCCAGAUUUUUGGAGAAGUAUUUGAAUAUUAAUCAUCUGAGUUAUGAGAUAUAUUAUGUAAGUGGUAUCAA
Messenger RNA from Solanum lycopersicum (tomato), 3328 nucleotides. The record is from RefSeq and is a predicted model, not a curated record. NCBI's taxonomy places the organism in Eukaryota, Viridiplantae, Streptophyta, Magnoliopsida, Solanales, Solanaceae.